Molecule: messenger RNA, 3972 nt
Organism: Strigops habroptila (Kakapo)
Lineage: Eukaryota; Metazoa; Chordata; Aves; Psittaciformes; Psittacidae
Gene: ADAM33
Product: ADAM metallopeptidase domain 33
Exons: 24
Coding region: 52-2877 (941 amino acids)
Biological process (GO): proteolysis
Molecular function (GO): metalloendopeptidase activity
Source: RefSeq, a predicted model, not a curated record
UCCGGCCCGGGGCGGGCGGCGGGCGCCACGGUGACGGCCGCGGGCAGCGGCAUGGCCUGGCCCGGCGCCCCCCGCCGCGGGGACAAGGUUUGGGGGAGCCCUUGCUCCGUCUUGGGGUUGCUGGUGCUACUGGUGCUGCUGCUCGCCCCGGCGGGGGCCGCGGGACCGGCAGGGCCACCAUCCCAUGGAGAGCGGGUCACCCCACACUGGCUCCUCAGGGGCCGGACCAGACGAGCCGUCAGCCUGGGUGAGAAGAUGCCUGCGCCUGCCCGGGCAAAGGUGGCCGUGAAGGCUGAGGGCAAAGAGCUCAUCCUGGUGCUGGAGAGGAACCAGCUGUUGGCUCCAGGCUACACCGAGACGCACUACACCAUGGAUGGGCAGCCCGUGACAGUGUCCCCCAAUCACACGGACCACUGCUACUACCACGGGCAUGUCCGGGGCUAUGGCGGCUCCUGGGUUGUCCUCAGCACCUGCUCAGGAAUACGGGGCCUCAUAGUGCUGAACAGCAACACCAGCUACUACCUGAAACCGCUGGGGACCCCUGCUCCGGACCACCACAUCAUUCACCGAGCAGAGCACUUGCCCAUCCGAGGUGGGACCUGUGGCCACGGUGAUGACCUUGGGAGCACCAUCGCUGACAUCACUCAGCUCUUCCAGCCGGUGCCUCGCCGAGCCAAAAGAGAUGCCUGGAGGACCAUGAAGUACAUGGAGCUCUUCAUUGUUGCUGAUCACACACUGUACAGGAACCAGCACCUCAACCUGGGCCACACCAAGCAGCGCAUCGUGGAGAUCGCAAACUACGUGGACAAGUUUUACAGGUCCCUGAACAUCAAGGUGGCCCUGAUCGGGCUGGAGGUGUGGACAGAGCGGGACCAGUGCACUGUGACCAGCGAUGCCAACGCCACGCUCUGGUCCUUCCUGCAAUGGAAGAAGUCGCUGAGGGCACGCAAGAAGCACGACAAUGCCCAGCUGCUGACAGGGAAGACGUUCAGGGGGACAACCAUCGGCAUGGCCCCGCUGGAGGGGAUGUGCAGCAUGGAUAACUCUGGAGGUGUCAGCAUGGACCACUCGGAGCAGCCCAUCGGAGCAGCCGCCACCAUGGCCCAUGAAAUCGGCCACAACUUCGGCAUGAGCCACGACAGCUCCGGCUGCUGCGUGGAGGCCACCCCGGAGCAAGGAGGCUGCGUCAUGGCAGCGGCCACCGGACACCCUUUCCCUCGCGUGUUCAGCUCCUGCAGCAAGAGGCAGCUGGAGAACUACUUCCAGAAGGGAGGUGGGAUGUGUCUCUUCAACCUGCCUGACACCAAGGACCUGGUAGUGGGACGGAAAUGUGGCAAUGGCUUUCUGGAGGAAGGAGAAGACUGUGACUGUGGGGAGGUGGAGGAGUGCACCAACCCGUGCUGCAACGCUCACAACUGCACACUGAAGGAGGGGGCCCAGUGUGCCCAUGGUGACUGCUGCCAGAGCUGCAAGCUGAAGGUGGCUGGGACGAUCUGCAGGGAUGCAGCAGGAUCCUGUGACCUCCCUGAAUACUGCACGGGUGCCUCACCUUACUGCCCAGCCAAUGUGUACCUGCUGGAUGGCUCUUCCUGUGCCUAUGGCGAGGCUUAUUGCAACAACGGCAUGUGCAUGACCCACCACCAGCAGUGUGUCCAGCUCUGGGGACCAGGUGCCUGGCCAGCCCCAGAUGCCUGUUUCCAGGACGUGAACAUGGCUGGUAACACCUACGGCAACUGUGGCAAAGACAGCCAAGGGCGCUACGUGAAAUGUGACAAGAGGGAUGCCAUGUGUGGCAAGAUCCAGUGCCAGAGCUCAGCUAAGAAGCCCCAGGGGACCAACACUGUGUCCAUUGACACCACCAUCCGCUUCAAUGGGCGGGAGGUGAAGUGCCGCGGUACCUACAUGUACACUGCGAAGGAUGAUGAGGAAGACCUCUCUGACCCCGGGCUAGUGAUGACAGGGACUAAAUGUGGAGAUGGGAUGGUUUGCAAGGAUCGCCGGUGCCAGAAUGCCUCCCUUUUUGAGCUGGAAAAGUGUGUUUCCCGGUGCAACGGCCAUGGGGUCUGCAACAGCAACAAGAACUGUCACUGUGAUGCUGGCUGGGCUCCCCCCUACUGCGAGAAGCCAGGCUUGGGUGGCAGCGUGGACAGUGGCCCUGUGCAGCGUGACAAUCAUGAAGCCAUCUUAAUCACCCUUCUGCUCAUCUUCCUGCUGUUCCUCCCGGCCCUGAUGAUCAUCAUCUACUUCUGGUACCGGCGGGAGAACUCACUCCUGAAUAAAUGGAUAAAGGAGAUAAGGAGGAGGAGCCAGGAGACUUAUAGGAGCAAAACCAUCAGUCGAAAGUCAACCAGUGGCCAUCCCAAAGCUGCUUUCACCUUGAGGAACAUUUCCACCUCCAGCCACACUAGUAAAGCCACACGGGCCACGUUCCCCCCCAGACCCAGCUCUCAGCCUGUCAACAUCGUCCACCCUCUUCGCCCAGCUCCUCACUCCAUCCCUCUGCGUCCAAGAGACCCCAAACCUGCCAGGCCACCACCUCCAGUCUGCAGAUCACCCAUGGUGCCCACCAAAGCGGCCGUGUCCCAGGCUAAGCUGCCACCUCCGAAGAGACCUCUUCCCUGCAGCCCUGUGAGGACCCCACUGGUUGCCCCAAAGCAUCAGCCACCCCGUCGGCCGUUGCCUGGAAGUCCUCUUAUGGCCAAAGAGCUGCCUCCUGCACAUGGACAGACCCUGCUGGUCAUGGUCCCUCCUACCAACUUCAAGGUGUCGGGUACAAGUGCCAUGAGCCACCCCACGAGGCCAUUAAAGCCGAUGCCACCUCAAAGGCCAGUCCCAGCCAUCAAAGUCCAAUCAACCUCCUUCCCCUUGAAGAAGUGACAAACCAAGGACACCUUAAGCCCAUCCUUCCUGAGCUGGCUCUCCUGAUUUGCACUGCUGCUGGCCACAGGGGUCUUAUUCCUCUCUUGUUUUAUUUGUCUUUUGAUACCAGAGGACUAUUUUUAUAAGACAGAAUAUGUAUUCAGCACAAAAACUGUAGUUUUGGUGGGGGAGGAGAGGGAAAAUUGGUACCAUGAUGUAACUCAAGGGUUGGGGUGGGUUGGUGAUGGGGUUAUACCAUGAUGGAGACCCCACCACAGCUCUGGCCAAUUUACCCCCCAGCUUUAGUUUCUUCUUGACAUUGCACAUGGGCUGAGAUGGGGUGAACAUCCAACACUGACAACAGUGGCAGCAAAAGCCUUGUAAUAUCCUUCUAGCUACCUCCUCCUUCUCCUCCAGGCCUGGUGAGACCUCACCGCCACCCAUGCCACCAGAGUUCAAUGCUGGGCAUUGUCUCCGGGGAGACAUUUGCCAUCAGAGCAAAAUGGUUUCCAGUUUGGACUGUGCCAUACAAUGUGCUGGGACAUUCCCAUGAAGGAUCCAAGCUCUCAGGCUCCUCCUGGCCUCCUGCCUUAUUGCGCAAGAAACAACAGUGACAAUGCUGGGGUCGUACCUGGAUGGAGAAGCUAUAUGAGAAGCAGUUCAAUGUCCAAAGUGCUGGUGGCAGCUGGUUACCAGGGUGCUAUCAAGGGGCUCAGGAGCCCCCCAUAAACAUUGCAUACUCCCUGCUCAUGGGGCAAGCCAAGCAGUGGCUCUGUGAGCUGCUCACACUCUGCUGUCCAAAGGGGGAAGGAGCCACAAGCUGGGAACAAGAGCAAGGAGACCUCCUGCCUGUGUCAUUGGCUUGCCAAAAGGCCUUGGCCAAGCCAUUGCAUUUCUCUGUGCCUCAGUUUCCCCCCUGUCUGUAAUAAGGGGGGUGAUACCUACCUCACAGGGGUGUUGUGAGGUUUAACAAACUCAUGUCUUGAAAGGGCUUUUACAAUCCUCAGAUGAAAGGUGCUGUUGACCUGCACAGUAUUACACCGUGCCACUUUCCUAUGACUUGACAUGCGGCUCUGUCAGGGGCUGAAGUGAGAACAAAGGCUUUGUACAGUC